AUAGGUUGUGUAUAGCAGUAUCAACAGGAGCGGCAUGGCGAAUAAAAAGCUACCGCGUACGUCUGCCGACCGAGUAGUUCCAUUCUGCCGAUUGCUGUUGCAGACAACUAUGGUGAACCGAAAGGCUAUUGGUUUGCUUUUGCUGUUUUUGCUAUCCGUUGCUACCGAUGGACAAGCAAUAUAUCCUGACUCUCUGGAUACGGGCCUGUUCGAGCCUUUCGCUUCAUUCGAGGAAAAUUGGUUACAAGACAACGAAAUGCCUAGCUCACUGUGGUACGGUGCGUCAUCCGGUUCGAAGCUCUCGCCACCUUUCCUGGACCCAACGUUGGCUGGCAGCUGUACCAACACCACCACGAUCGUGUGUACCGGAUGCCGACGGGUUCGCGUUUGCAUCCCGGGAGUAAUCGAUCAGUCAUUGUUGCCGGAAAAUAAUUGUCCCCCUUCAACGUACUGCAACACGCUUGGUCCGGGUAUGGGAGGUACCUGCCUCGCCACGGUUGAUCCCACAUUUCCGGAGUGUAGCUAUACUGCUGGAAUAGAUGACUUCUUGGAAAGCCGCACCGGUAUGUUGUGCACCGGAUUGGGUGUGUUCCCCGAUCCAGUGGAUUGCCGAAAGUUCCAUUACUGUACCUCGGUUGGUGGGUAUUCGCGACCAUUCAAAUGCCCUGCCGACUAUGUGUACAAUCCGAAGAAAAAGUCAUGCAGCCGAAGCAGUCAGUGUCGAACGGUGCAAUGUCGCUCGAAUGCGAGAUCCAUAUUCAUACCGUUUCCUCAGGAUGCAAACUACUACGCAUACUGCAAUUACAAUCGCAACCGGGAUCGUCCAACGUUAAGAAAUGUGCUGGUGUACAAGUGUGCGGAAGGUUCGGAAUUCAAUACGCUGUCGAACAGCUGCGUGUUCAAGUGUCCACGGGAAGGCUUUCUGGCGAAGCCCGGUGAUCCUUCCAAGUUUUACUGGUGUCGUAAGGUUGGGGGCAGUUUGCUUGGCUAUGAGCAAGUGUGUCCAGGUGUUGGUUCCAUAUUUAGUGCCAGGCUUGGGAUAUGCUUACCUCCUCCGGUGAUUACUACUACUACGCCCGUGACGUCAUCAACCAUGUCAGCGAUGAGUGAAACGAGCUCCUCUACACCCAUCACCGAGGAGCAAACUGAAAGCUCAACUGUCUCCACGGAGGCAAGCACGGUGGCCGGGGACACACCGGUGCGACUGCCACCGUGGCCAAAGUGGCCUUCGAUUUCUGUAUCGUCACUAGUUUAACACAUAUAAUUUGGAUGGCAUUUAUCACAAAUAACGAAUAAAACUAAUAGAGAUUUUGUACAACGCUAAUCAUAUUCUGACCGUGCUUUAGAGCAUGGACUAGCACCAGCUUAAUAAGCGAUAGCAAUCGCACAUAGUUCGUGUAGU
Molecule: messenger RNA, 1402 nt
Organism: Anopheles stephensi (Asian malaria mosquito)
Lineage: Eukaryota; Metazoa; Arthropoda; Insecta; Diptera; Culicidae
Exons: 2
Coding region: 35-1255 (406 amino acids)
Cellular component (GO): extracellular region
Molecular function (GO): chitin binding
Source: RefSeq, a predicted model, not a curated record